AUGUUCAAUAACCAAAAUCCAUCUUAUAACCAAAACCCAUCCUAUAACCAAAAUCCAUUCCAUAAAAAAUUAUGUAAUACUACAAAUCAAAACCAAAUUUAUCAAAAAUUAUAUAAUGCUACAAAUCGAACAAUAUCCUCGUUAUUAGCUCCAACAUGUUAUGAAAUAAUCCUCAAUGAAAGUAAUGCACAAUCUGAAUAUACAUCCGAAAAUUUAAUCGGUCGUAUAAUACCAGCUGGUACAUUUGAAGAUACGGCAUUAGCUCUAGAAUAUUUAUAUGCCAUUCUUUGUCCAAUACCAAAUUUACCCCCAGCACAAUAUACUAUUCAAACAUAUAAUUUAACACAUGUAUCUUAUGAUCAAAGUUACCUCAGAACUCAAAUUAUACUUGUACUUAAUUUAACUGGUAAUAUACAAUUAACUUUCUUUGCAUCAUUAGCUUUUGAUCAAGAUUAUAAAUUAUGUGGUUAUGAUGGUCAAAUACGAAAUUUUGGUUUAACAAUAGAUAACAAUACUGCUGGUGCACAUGACGCAGCAAUAAAGAUGUUAUGUCCUGUUAUUCAAAAAUAUUGUAAUGGAACAAAUCAACAAUAUAAUUCAACUGAAGAAUGUAUAGAUUAUUUAACAAAUGAUAUACCUUUUGGUUCAUAUGAUACAGCAGAUCAAGGAACUGUUUCUUGUCGUCUUAUACAUGUAAAAUUUAUUCCAUUAAUACCUGAAAUGCAUUGUCCACAUGUUGGAAAAACUGGAGGGGAUGCAUGUUAUGAUAAGACUGUUGAUUUCUAUUACAAUCAACCAGAUUUUCUUGGUUGUGCUCAUCAAUAUAAUAAAAACAAUUAA
This is a messenger RNA of Adineta steineri, 840 nucleotides long. Lineage: Eukaryota; Metazoa; Rotifera; Eurotatoria; Adinetida; Adinetidae. The record is from the annotation of a GenBank genome assembly.